Messenger RNA from Populus nigra (black poplar), 2700 nucleotides. RefSeq lists its product as uncharacterized. The transcript has 5 exons. Gene Ontology annotation, molecular function: protein dimerization activity; DNA binding. The coding region runs from base 294 to 2516 and encodes 740 amino acids. The record is from RefSeq and is a predicted model, not a curated record. NCBI's taxonomy places the organism in Eukaryota, Viridiplantae, Streptophyta, Magnoliopsida, Malpighiales, Salicaceae.
GAACGAAAGUUACGAAACGGCACCACUUUAAUGAAAGCGAGAAUUCCUCCUUUUUACCUUGUAUUUCUCUAAAAAAGGAGUGAACUUUUUUUCCUUUCCCCUAUCACAUUCCGCCGAUACAUUUCCGAUACACCAAAAGCUUUGUACUCUCGCGUUCCGGAUCCGACACCCGAAACCGCCGAGUCUCAUCGCAAUUUUUCGGCCCAAUAAACCCGAGAUUUCGGUUUUGGACAGUUCGUUAACAAAUCAGUACUGUGUUAGAAGUUGAGAGUUUUUUCCAACAGUUUUCCAGGAUGCAAUUUAAGGAUAAUAACCAUAAUUUGGCACCUCCUAGAGCUACUGAUCCUGGAUGGGCUCAUGGGACUAUGGUUAAUGGGGGUAGGCAAAAAAUCAAGUGCAAAUACUGUCAUAAGAUUUUUCUUGGCGGCGGAAUUUCUAGACUGAAGCAACAUUUGGCUGGAGAAAGAGGGAAUGUAACUCCGUGUGAAGAAGUACCCGAGGAAGUUAAAGUUCAGAUACAGCAGCAUUUGGGUUUUAAAGUUUUGGAGAAGCUAAGAAAGCAGAAAGAAGCAAAUAGCGCAAAGAAUUCGUUUUUGUCGUACUUUCGGGAUAAGGAAGGAGAUGACGAGGACAAUGAUGAUGCGGGGCCACUGCAAAAGAUGGCUAUCAGGAGAAGGGGUAAAGAGGUCUUGGAAGGGACAUCUAAGCGAACCAAGAGACGCAGGAAGCAAUAUCUGCCAAUGGCUGUGCCUGUUGUUGCUCGACCUUUACUCCAGAAUCUUGCUUCCCAAGAGAGCAUCGACCAGGCUGAUAUCGCUGUUGCAAGAUUUAUGUACGAAGCUGGAGUACCAUUAAGUGCAGCAAAUUCUUGUACUUUUCAACAGAUGGCUGAUAGUAUUGCUGCUGUAGGCCCUGGCUAUAAGAUGCCUUCUUACAAUGCUUUGAGGGGAAGAUUGCUGAAUAGAAGUGUCCAGGAUGCAGGAGAAUAUUGCACAGAAUUGAGAAAGUCCUGGGAAGUGACUGGAUGUUCGGUUUUAGUUGAUAGGUGGAUGGAUAGAAUUAAUCGCACAGUCAUAAAUUUUUUUGUUUAUUGUCCCAAGGGUACCAUGUUUUUGAAAUCUGUGGAUGCGACAGACAUUACAAAAUCAGCAGAGGGACUCUGUAAUCUAUUUGACAGUGUUGUUCAAGAAGUUGGUCCCAAGAUUAUUGUCAAUUUUGUGACAGAUACUUCUCCCAGUUAUAAAGCUGCUGGAAAACUCUUAGCAGAUAAAUAUAAGACCUUUUUCUGCAGCACCUGUGGAGUGCAGUGCAUUGACCUGAUGCUCGAGGAAAUUUCAAAGAAGGAUGAAGUAAAGGAGGUAUUAGCAAAGGCUAAAAGAGUAACUCGGUUCAUUUAUAACAAUGCUCGGGUCCUUAAUCUGAUGAGGAAGAAAACAGGUGGAAGAGAUAUUAUCCAACUUUCAAGGACAAGGUUCGCUUCCAUCUUCUUGACACUGCAAACAAUUGUAACCUUGAAAGGCCAUCUUGAGCAGAUGUUUACAAGCAACUCAUGGAUGCAGUCAUCUUUUACUAAGCAAAGAGCAGGAAUUGAGGUGGCCGAAAUUUUGGUGGAUCAACUUUUCUGGUCCAUGUGUGACCAUGCUUUGAAUGUUGCAAAGCCCCUGCUUUCCGUUUUACACCUCAUGGACUGUGAAGAUAGACCAUCCAUGGGAUAUGUAUAUGAUGCGAUGGAAAAGGCAAAGAAAAGUAUUAUUGCAGCAUUUGACAAUAUGGAAUCUGAUUAUGCACCAUACUUGAAGAUUAUUGAUCAUGUCUGGCAAGAGGAAUUCCAUAGCCCUCUUCAUGCAGCUGCAUACCAUCUCAACCCAGCUGUAUUCUAUAAUGCCAAUUUCUCCUUCAACAAAGUCAUUCAAAAAGGUUUACUUGAUUGCAUUGAGACCAUAGAGCCUAGUUUAUCUGCUCAAGUUACAAUCACUAGCCAUAUAAAAUUCUAUGAGGAAGCCGUAGGGGAUUUUGGUCGACCUGUGGCAUUACAUGGACGAGAAUCACUAGUGCCAGCUACAUGGUGGUCACUCUAUGCAGCAGAUUACCCUGAUCUGCAGCGCUUAGCAGUCAGGAUAUUAAGUCAGACCUGUAGCAUCACCACAUCUGAGAGGAGCUGGAGCAUGUUUGAAUGUAUCCAGUAUAAGAAGAGAAAUCGAUUGGAGCAGCAAAGAUUAAGUGACCUUACAUUUGUUCACCAUAACUUGUUCCUAAAAGAGAGAAGGCGAGCUGAGGCAACUAAAUCCAGGUGCAUGAGAAACAACAUUGAUCCUACAUGCUUAGAAGCUAUGGAUGCCAAUAUGGGAGACUGGGUGGAGGAUUUGGAAGAAGACUUAAGCUGGAUGGAUGUAACAGUCACCAAUGAGGAAGUGAAUCAUGAAGUACAAAAUACCGAUGAUUCCAACUCCAAUGAGAGUACUGAUGACAGAAGCAGUGAUCUCACAAAAGGUCUUGAUGGAGAUGAUGAUUUGUAGUGACCCACUUAGUUUGUCGUAGGAUAGCAAAUUGGAGAGUUCAUAUAAUUGUCUGGAAUCUAUUUGUGAAAAUUCACGUUGUAGGAAUUGCUAAAUCAAGGGAAUUAUCCUGAUUAUGUUGAAUGGAAAUAUAGAAUUUCGGAUCUUGCACGAUUUCAUUUUGUGGCAAGAAUUUGUGUGUAAA